UGCGGUCAAGCUCAAACUAGACGGCCGACAUUGAACAUUCUUCUGAUCAGUGUAAUAAUGUUUUCUUUUCAAUCCUAAGUUUCUUGUGAUUACUUGUCCACCAUGUCUUGGUCCCAGGGUUCAAGGGCGACCCCAGAAGCUUCCUUCGAGCUUCUGAACCACUUAAACAGGGAGGAACUACAGAGAAUGCUCAGCGAUGACGACAGAAUACAGGACUUAGUGAGCGACCACGAAUCUGUAAAGUCCCUCCAGCUAGAGCGUGAGAUGUUACUUGCGAGUAACCGCAGCCUGGCAGAGUUUAACCUGGAGAGAGAACCAGAGCUAGUCGCCGGCAGACAGAAACUCUCCCGCGCUCACCAGGAGGCCGCAGAACUACGGGUCCUGUACGACGAGAAAAAACAGCGACUAGAGUCCCUGGUGCAGAGAAAUGACCUGGACACGACCCAUGCUCUACUGCAGGCAGCUGCUGCUGAGAUUGAGGAGGAAUCUGAGUCGCUAGCUGACCAGUUCCUUGAGGGAGGCAUACCUGUGGAGGACUUCCUGUCCCAGUACCUGGAGAAGAGGAGACUAGCUCACCUGCGCAGGGUCAAGUCAGACAAGAUGCAGGAACUUAUGAACAGGUCACAGAGUGCCCCUGCGCCACAACCCCGUGGCUACGGGAACUACGCUUCGCCCGCCGGCGGAUACGGACAGCCACAGCCGUACCAGAGUCAGCCGUACCAACCCGUACAGAACCAGCCGCACGGGAUCCUCAGGAUGCCUGAGCCCAUGAUGCAGUACCAUCGAUAGUCUCAAAAAGGCUGUGAACCAAGGAUUUAUUUAAUGUGGCAUGUUUUUAAAGACUACAUGUAUAACUUAAUAAUAGUAUAAGCAUGUUGUUAACUGUGCUGUUUUGCCAUGAUUUUAUCAUGAUGCCGCGCUAGCUGUCUUUCCUUGGAACCAUUUAUUUUCCUGUCAUGGUGUUAUCCAGGAAGCACAUCUUGUAUUUUUAGUGUAAGUCGGCAAGAAAGGUUUUAAGGUUAUGCAGCUUCUGUGUAAAGAAUACCUCAUGAAAUAUUUAAUGGUAGACAAAUCUUUUCUGUCAUGCAGGUUUUUGAUAGUGUAGCUUUUAACUUAAAUGUUACAUUUGACUCUGGUGGUUUUAUAUUUAAGUAAUUUUGUGGCUGCGUGUUACAUAUUCAAGAAAUUGUCUUUCUUGCUUCCUUGUACAUGGAGGUGGAGUUCAUUCACUGUUUGUUAACUGUACAUCAAAAUGCUUUCCAUAUACAGCAGUACAGAGUUAAAGCAAAUAUGGAGAUUGCUUUAAGUCUCAAUAUUUAUAGCAACCAGUUUAGUUUUGGUCAAAUUUGUAGGUUGCCUGUAUGAAAGUAACAAGGCUUUUUAAAAUAUUGUUAGGCAGCACUUAAAUAAGAUGAAUUUACAGAAUUUAUUUAUUGAUAGUAACAUGAUCCAGUAACUUCACAUGCAAAGAAAAUGCUGGCACUGUUUGACAUGUUUUCAGUUUGACCGUCGUUGACGCAAAACUUGUUGAGCUUUAAAAUAACAAGAUGUAAAGACUUUCCUUACAGUUCUGGCAUCUGGAUAUACAAUUCACUGUCAGCCUCUCCUUUUGUGCUAUUUAUCAUGUGGUUUUUAGAAACAAACUUUAUGCAUAAAAAUGCAGGAUUUGAGACGUGAAGGAUUUUAACCUAUUUGAAAAUAAACUAUGUUGACUGUGAUAAUUCUAAUGCCAUGUUCACAAGAACUAUUUAUAACAUGUCUUUUAGUGUUGCAUUGAUUGUGAAAGUUUGUAAAAUAAUGUAUAUUAUUGAGAUGUUCAAUAAAGAAUGUACAAAGACAAA
Branchiostoma belcheri (Belcher's lancelet) is the source of this 1841-nucleotide messenger RNA. Its product is annotated as vacuolar protein sorting-associated protein 37B-like. Gene Ontology annotation, cellular component: ESCRT I complex. The transcript has 5 exons. The coding region runs from base 103 to 789 and encodes 228 amino acids. The record is from RefSeq and is a predicted model, not a curated record. Lineage: Eukaryota; Metazoa; Chordata; Leptocardii; Amphioxiformes; Branchiostomatidae. Gene Ontology annotation, biological process: ubiquitin-dependent protein catabolic process via the multivesicular body sorting pathway; protein targeting to membrane; protein targeting to vacuole.